CUUGGGAUUUGGACCCUCUCGGCCCUGCGGAAUUCGUAAUUCUAUUACCCCACCCACCGCAUGUGGCUCUUGGAAAAAGCUGGCUAUAAGGUGGGGGCCGCGGAGCCUGCGGCCCGUUGGGCGCCCUCCGGCCUGUUCUCCAAGCGUCGCGCCCCGGGCCCGGCCACGAGCGCCUGCCCCAACGUCCUCACGCCGGAUCGCAUCCCGCAGUUCUUCAUCCCGCCUCGGCUUCCGGACCCGGGUGGCGCAGAGCCCGCGGCCCGGCGGGACGUGGCGGGCCGCGGCCUCCCCGCGGCCUGCUCGCUGCCUCACCUGGCGGGCCGCGAAGGCUGGGCCUUCUUGCCCGAGAGCCCGCACACGCGCCGGCGCGAGUCCCUGUUCCACGCGCCGCCACCCGCCCCGGCCGGGGGACUCCCCGCGGCGCAGUCCCGGCUGCACGUCUCCGCCCCGGACCUGCGCCUCUGCCUCGCCCCCGACAGCGACACGGCCUCGUCGCCGGACUCGUCGCCCUUCGGCUCCCCGCGGCUGGGCCUGGGCCGGCGCCGGGUGUCCAGGCCGCACUCGCUGUCCCCAGAAAAGGCGAGCUCGUCCGAUACCAGCCCGCACCCGCAGCGCCGCGCCGGGCCGCCCACGCCGCCGCUCUUCCACCUGGACUUCCUGUGCUGCCAGCUGCGGCCCACGCGCGAGAGCGUGCUGUGCCUGGGGCCCCGCGGCGGGCAGCUGCGGCUCUCCACCGAAUACCAGGCCGGGCCCGGGCGGCUGCGGCUGCGCCUGGUGAGCGCCGAGGGCCUGCCCCGGCCGCGGUCCCGCCCCGGGAGCGGCGGCGGCGGCUGCUGCGUGGUGCUGAGACUGCGGCCCCGUGUCCGGCCGCGGGAGCAGCAGAGCCGCGUGGUCAAGUGCAGCGCCAACCCCAUCUUCAACGAGGAUUUCUUUUUCGACGGGCUCGGCUCGCGGGACCUGGCCGCCCGCAGCCUGAGGGCCAAAGUGCUAGACAGGGGCGCGGGACUUCGCAGGGAUGUGCUGCUGGGGGAGUGCGAAACGCCCCUCAUUGCGCUGCUGCCCCCGCUUGGUGGGGGACUAGGUCCCGGGUCCUCCCUGGCGCCCACCGAUCUCAGCCUGUAGACUGAGCCCCUGGCUUCCUCAAGACGUCUCCAUUGUGUCUGCAGUCCACAUUCUUUCCACCCUGCCUGGCUUG
This is a messenger RNA of Piliocolobus tephrosceles (Ugandan red Colobus), 1195 nucleotides long. RefSeq names its product C2 calcium dependent domain containing 4D (gene C2CD4D). Bases 61 to 1122 code for a protein of 353 amino acids. NCBI's taxonomy places the organism in Eukaryota, Metazoa, Chordata, Mammalia, Primates, Cercopithecidae. The transcript has a single exon. The record is from RefSeq and is a predicted model, not a curated record.